CUUUCUGCUAACAAUUGUUUUAGUUCCAAUAGAGAGAAUAAUUUUAUAUAAAGGUUCAAUUGUAAACAAUGAAUAAUAUACAAGAGGUUACAUCCUUAUUUAUUGCAUUAUUUGCAAUAAAUAGACUUCAACAAGAUUGUCGGAAAAAACAAUUACGACGAUUGUUUUCCCGUAGACGACGUGCAUUGAAGGCAACGCUUAAAAGGUUAUGUUUCAAGAAAGAACAGAGUUGUUAUUAAGGUGGAAACAAAUUAAUAGUCUAAAACAAAUAGAAUUAAUUGCAGAAGGUAUACGAUAUCGAAGGAUUUGGCAACUUGAGAGAAGUUCAGAUUUUUGGAAAAGGAUUGUGAAUUGUCAUUAUACUGAAAAAGAAUGGAUUGAAAGUUUUCGUAUGUCUAAGGAGAGUUUUAUAGAAUUAUGUGAUAUGCUCAGAGAUGAAUUAGAACCAGAACCACAAUUUUUAAUGCCAAGGGAACCUAUAUCUGUAGAAAAACAAGUAGCUGUGGCCUUAUAUAAAUUAGCAUCUACUGCAGAAUAUAGAGUUAUUGGCAAUGCAAUGGGAAUACAUAAAUCGUCUGUAAAAAAAUGUUUAUACAGAGUAAUAAAGGCUAUCAAUAAAGUAAUGCUUCAAAAUUAUAUAAAUAUGCCAAAUGAAAAUAAAGCCAAUUUAAUAGCUUCAAAUUUUGAAAACAAAUGUUUUAUUCCACAAAUUAUUGGUAGUAUCGAUGGUACGCACAUAGAAAUUAUUCCACCAAAAGAAGGAUACAGAGAUUUUAUAAAUAGAAAAGGUUGGCCUUCAUAUAAUGUACUUGCAAUUGUUGAUCAUAACGGAAGAUUUAGAAAUAUUGUAAUAAAACAUCCAGGGAGUUGUCACGAUGCAGCUGUGUUAAAAGAAAGUAUGUUAUAUAAAGAUGCUGAUACUCUAAUACCUAAGAAAACUCGUAACAUAAAUGGAAUGGAAAUACCGUUUAUAAUUGUGGGAGAUCCUGCUUACCCACUGUUACCAUGGCUCAUAAAAGGAUUUUCUGGUUCAUUAUCAUCGGAAGAAGAAUCUUUCAAUGUCUAUUUAAAUUCUGCUCGAGUAUCGAUAGAAAUGGCAUUUGGUAGACUGAAAGCUAGAUGGAGAAUUUUACAUAAAAUUAAUUGCGAUUACAGUUUUGCACCAGAAAUUAUUGCAGCUUGUUGUGUAUUGCACAAUUUUGUUGAAAAAAACAAGGAUAGGUUUUACAUACAAUGGUUACAAGAAAUUGAACAAUUAGAACUUGUAAUACCACAACCAAGAACUGCAACGAUUACUAGUACAGAUUCUAUAGAUGGUACAAAUAUUCGGAAUCAUCUAAAACAAUAUUUAUCCGACAAUUUUCCAUUAAGAAAAGCCUUGAUACGACCAUAAAAGUAUUUUGCGUUAAAAUAAUUGCAGUUUGUAGUAAUAAUAGUAAUUAAAAUAAAGUUAUUGAUUUAGAAAAUUGAACUGAAAUAAUAUUAUAUCUUUUAUAUGUAUAAUAUAUAUAAUAUUGAUAAA
Messenger RNA from Solenopsis invicta (red fire ant), 1522 nucleotides. Its product is annotated as protein ALP1-like. Bases 209 to 1393 code for a protein of 394 amino acids. Lineage: Eukaryota; Metazoa; Arthropoda; Insecta; Hymenoptera; Formicidae. The transcript has 3 exons. The record is from RefSeq and is a predicted model, not a curated record.